Molecule: messenger RNA, 2049 nt
Organism: Paramacrobiotus metropolitanus
Lineage: Eukaryota; Metazoa; Tardigrada; Eutardigrada; Parachela; Macrobiotidae
Product: ribosomal large subunit pseudouridine synthase D-like
Exons: 10
Coding region: 307-1923 (538 amino acids)
Biological process (GO): pseudouridine synthesis
Molecular function (GO): RNA binding; pseudouridine synthase activity
Source: RefSeq, a predicted model, not a curated record
AAUACAUAGAAGUACGUAUUGUAUUGUACUCGCAAAAAUUAUUCUUUUCAGUUUUUACUGUUGCACUUUCUGACUUCCAAAGCUCAAAAAUUAAAAAUUUAUAGUUGAAAUCGAAAUCGUUUUAUUUCUGAAGAAUCCGCAACGUAGUAUUCGUUUUUUACCUUCAUCGUCUGCCCAUGAAUCAAGUGGUGACUUCCAGCUCUAGAGUUUUCGCUUACAAUCGACAAUCCAGAAAACCCAAACGCUUCGAGGUCUUGGCUAUUGACUAUCUGAACUGGCGUUUGCGGUUUUUUCUUCCUAUAAAUUAUGAUGCUUCGUCAAGUUGUACUCCGUGAACCGGAUUCAUUAUUCGGCUCGUCAAGAACGGUAUGUGCUGCUGUUGUGCAGUUUACACGAUUUCUUGUGGGGCACUCUCGAACUCCAGGAAUUCCACGACGGACUAUUUUUCAUGAUGCGCGGAAUUAUCUUCACCGGCGUGAAGUAUGUGUUGACGAUGCGCGGUGUACCCGGAGCAAGCAGGUGCGGUGCCUCCGGACCGUAACCGCGCCAGGGAAUUUGGAACCGGAAAAACGUGAUUAUGAUAAAGCACGAAAAGAGCAAGAAAAGUGGCGAGAGAAAGGUUGGAAUUCCUCCCGCCCCGAAGAUACAGGCAAACAUCGAAUGAAUUCUGUUGGCAGUAACCGAUUUUCUCAGCGAUUUUCUCAGCCUAAUCCUCAGGAAUUUACAAGGAGAAGUGCGGAAAAUUUUGAAGAGCGGAAGCCGCACAGCCCUAGACCUAAUUUCAAAAAGUCUGGCUCGGUAAACAUGGAUAGUUUUCUUCAACAAACCGGGCGCAAACAAGAAACAACCGACGCCGACAACCCUAAGGACGAUAAACCGAAAACGGCAUCCGACAUUGCAAGAAAGUUGCGAUCUGCUCCUCGCACGGACCAUGAAUCCAAAAGCCCUGACAAAGAAACGGAUGAAAACGAUCAUUCCGAAUCCGAUUCAAAGCCCAUCUCCCCUAGAGACCGCGUCAGAGAUGCAGAUAAGCGAACAGAUAUUGAUUCAAAGGGGUUUCGGAUAUACAGGCAUUUGGUUCCGGACUGGAACAGGUUUACCGCAGAUGACGUAGUGCACCUUUUGAAGAAAUGUGUGAUAUACGACGAAAAUGACAUUGUCGCUAUCAAUAAGCCUUAUGGGCUGCCCGUCCAUGGUGGCCCGUCGAUACACCACAAUGUGGCCAGAUAUCUCCCGGAAUUAGCUGAUGCACUGGAUCCGAUGGGAAGAACGAAACUGCAUCUUGUGCAUCGCAUUGAUAAAGAAACAACGGGCGUGCUGCUUUUAGCAAGGAACGAAAAGAUGGCUACGAUCCUGCACAACAUGUUCUUGCGCAGACAGAUCAAGAAACAGUAUAUUGCGAUAACUAAAACCGUCCCACAACCUUUGGAAGGAGUUAUCAAUAUUCCUAUAGGAGAUUCGCGAGCGACUGGUGUUAACAGGAGAGUUUUGAGGCCGGUGAGAACGGAUGAAUCCCGUUUAGUGAUGAACAAAUCUUCUGCCAGGGGAGCAGAAGCUAUAACGGAAUAUGAAGUCGUUGGUGCUUCUGGACAUUGUGCCUUAGUGGAAAUCCGGCCUCAGACGGGUGUUCAGCAUCAGAUUCGCGUUCAUAUGUCACACGCGUUAGGAUGCCCGAUAUUGGGAGACCACAAAUAUUCCCAUUUUGCUAAGCUCGCUCCACAGAAGUUAUCGAAAGAUACACUGACAAAGCUGAAAAUUCGUCAAGCUAAGGUCCGGACACUUCCGCUCUUCCUCCAUGCCAGUUCGGUGACGUUACCGGAAUUUCUUGAUGGUGAUAAUUUGUUUAUUAACUGCGAAGUGCCUUGGUUUUUUAAGCAUAUAAUGUCACGCCUAAAACUUAAGCGUAAUAACUAUGAAGAAUAGAUCUGGAUAAAAAAAGAAUAUGCAGAUAUUUUCGUAUAGUAAUGCAAGUGUUGUGCAAAUUAAGCGAAAAAUCCGAAGCAGAAGAUUCCAAUGACCUGGAAUAAAGCAUACAAACCCUAGAAUAAA